Molecule: messenger RNA, 1482 nt
Organism: Stylophora pistillata
Lineage: Eukaryota; Metazoa; Cnidaria; Anthozoa; Scleractinia; Pocilloporidae
Product: ras-related protein Rab-30
Molecular function (GO): GTPase activity; GTP binding
Source: RefSeq, a predicted model, not a curated record
GCGUGAUUGUACAACAUGUAAUCUUCUAAAUUUGUUGAAGAAAAUUUUACUUUUAAGCGUUGGGUUUUCCCUAUUGAUUCUUCAGUGCUCAAUCAACGAUCGUUGAACUGGUGAAACAAACUGGAACACUGAUCGAUUUGAAUAUUUCAAACUUCGGGGCGAUCUAAUCUGAAGAAACUUCUCUUGUGUAAUGGAUGAUUACAACUAUCUCUUCAAAAUCAUCCUGAUUGGAGAUGCGAACGUCGGAAAAACAUGCUUGGUGAAAAGAUUUGCUAAGGGUUUCUUUACGCCUUCUCAGGGCCCUACAAUCGGCGUGGAUUUCACGAUACGAACCGUGGAAGUCGAUGGUGAAAGAGUAAAGCUGCAAGUAUGGGACACUGCUGGCCAAGAACGCUUCCGUUCUGUCACACAGAGUUACUACCACAAUGCUGAUGGAGUCAUUAUAACAUAUGAUAUCACCAGUAGAAAAUCAUUCGACAACCUGCAACAACAUUGGCUUGAGGACGUCCGUAGAUUUACCAGCAAGAAAGUGCUUAUGUAUAUUGUGGGCAACAAGAGUGAUUUGUCGCAAGAAAGACAAGUGGAUUUCAGGAGUGCACAAAUGAUUGCGGAGGAAGAACACUGUGAUGCCAUGGAAACAUCCGCCAAAGAAGCAGACAAUGUAGAAAACUUGUUUGAGAGUUUAGCAACCCAGUUGAUGAGAAAUAUUAAAAAUGUGGAGGGUAACGAAACAAAAGACAAUUUAUCUCCAGAUGAAAAUGGCACUAAAGACAUUACUCUGGGAGGCCAUUCAAUUUGUGCGCGGGGACUGAUCUCUUGUUGUAGAGUAUAGAAAUACUGAUAACAUCAAAGAUUCAAAGAGCAUGGAUUUAAAACUCAACAAAAGUAUACCCCCCUCCCCCCCUCAAAAAAGAAAACUGUUAUGUCAUGUAGAAGAACUUCACUGGAAAUAAUAAAAUUUGCAUUUUUAUGAUUUCACCCUAAUGGGAAGAAUUAAACUUCCCCAUUUAUGAAAUUAAGUACGACAUAGGGUGUUUGUAUAGAAUACUGAUAUUACAGCCACACAAAACCAGUUGAUAAGUUUAAAUACCUGAUUCAGUCAAAUAUCAAUUGUUAAAGGAGAAAGAUCAUAUAAAUAUUGUAUAUAAUUAGCUUUUUGGAAACAGUCUAUAUUUAGUUCAUGAUAUUUUUAUGUACAACGGAAGAUUUUCUGCAAAAAGGAUCAAACAUCUCUCCGUGUGAAGCUACAACAAACUGUAAAUUAUUUCUUUUUUUUUUUUUAUAAUCUGUGUUGAACCUUACCUUCUCAGGUCUCUUUCAAAAUCAUCAAUUUUUAGAUCCUUUUAAUAUGUAAGUAAUACAGUUUUUCUGACAAUUUUCAAUAAGUAUCUCUCCCUUUGCAAAUCUUUUCAGAAAAAAAAAAAACAGGAAUUAAAGUAGUUUUUAGUUUUUGCAAUAAACGUGAUGAUUUUUGAAGGCAAA